GCCGAAAUCUGAUGAUCAUUUGCUUCGUACAAGACGAUACCCGGCUGCGCUACUUAACACAACAGUUCCCCAGCUGUAUCGAGAAUGUGUCUACGUGAUCAAUAUGCUGACUUCAGUCCUCCUUGCAGCAGGGCUCGCAGCUCAAGCAGUCGCUACUGCAAUUGAUAGCAGGAAGACCGUUCUAACGGCUGAAGCACAGACUCUGUUCGAUUACUCCAUGUUCGUACAGGACAAUCGAUACGAUGCAUCCUACAACUACAUAGCGUAUGGCGACAAGGGGUCGUGGUCGGUGCGGUUCACAGCAUGGUACCUAGCCGGAUUGCUCCACAGGAACGAGGGCGAUGACCUUGAGCACGCCAAAGCAGCCAUCAUGAACAUCAUCUCCGUGCAGAUGACAGAUGACUUUGACGCAGCCUGGUACGGGACGUACAAGCUUUCGCCUGACCAGCCUGACCCGACUCCGAACUCGACGUUGUACCCACCAAAGAUCUACGAGACCUACGAUCCGAACUGGCGCGAGUUCAUCGGCACCCAGUUUGUCCAAGUCGUGGAGGAAUUCGGUCAUCUCAUAGGUGCUGAUCUGGUGGCGCGCAUCGAAGAAUCCCUCGAAAUCGCCGCAGUAGGCGGUAUGCGCCGCAAUGGUACCUUUCCCGAGAACGACAACCUGACGCUGGGCUACAGCAACCCUGGGAUGAUGCGGGCACUCGUAGUCGGAUGGAUUGGCGCACGACGAAACAACUCCGAGUUCAUCGCCUUUGCAAACGAACAGGGCACGAAACUGCUUGAACUCUUCCAGCUCAACGGCGCAAAUACACUGUCAGAGUACAAUGCGCCAACAUACUACGGCAUCGAUUCAUGGGCUCUGGGCGCCCAGCUCAAGUACGGCCCCCGAGACCAAACAUUCACCACGAACGCAAAGACCAUUCUCGCCGAGCUCUGGCACGAUCUGGAAGAGCACUACAACGGCUACCUCGGCCAGAUGGUCGGCCCGUACGACCGCGCCUACACGCGCGACAUUGUCCAGCACUCAUCAAUCGUCUCCAUGUUCUUCUGGGGCAUGUUCGGGCACUCGCACGGCCCGCAGCCCCCCAAGCUGGACGGCGACCUGCUCUUCGACAUCGCGCAGGGCGCAGCCAUCGCCCUGGUCAUCGAUACCGUGAAAAGCAUCAUUCCCUCGGACGUCCAGGAAAAGCUACGAGGCACAUUUACUGGCCCAGACCGGCACCUGAACAAGACUAUCUACGACGAACUGGGUGGCGCACACCCGCGCAUCGCAACAUCGUGGAUGAGCCGCGAACUGAUGAUUGGCGGGCAGCAGCUCGCCGAGCAGAAGAACAGGGGCGAUCAGUUUGUGCCUGCGAUUGUGCACUGGGCGGGCGACAAGAGCCGCACGCCGUUCCCGCUGAGCACCUUCUUCUCGCUGUAUCCGAGCGCGAGCAGCAUCCACGCGGUUGCGGAGCCGAACAGGCUGACGGUUAGCUAUCCGAAUACGACGCAGGAGGGGAGCGAUAUCUUUACUUUUGCGCUGAGCAAUGUGCCGCCGAGCUGGACGCUGGGUGGGCAUGCAGUUACGGGGCUGGAUGGAGAGUUGCCAUGUGUUGAUAUCAAGGUUGAUGCGUCGGGCUUAGAGGCUCAACCUGUGACGUAUGGGAAGGCGUUGAGGAACCAUUUGUUCUACAACAUUUCGUAUGUGGUGCCCGGGGAUUUCGAAGGAACGCCGAGGGUGGUGCUCGACAUCAACUACACAUGCUGAGCGUGACACUGAGAGCUUGGAGCCAAUAUACUCGAGUAUA
Didymella exigua CBS 183.55 is the source of this 1793-nucleotide messenger RNA. RefSeq lists its product as uncharacterized. Lineage: Eukaryota; Fungi; Ascomycota; Dothideomycetes; Pleosporales; Didymellaceae. The transcript has 2 exons. The coding region runs from base 104 to 1753 and encodes 549 amino acids. The record is from RefSeq and is a predicted model, not a curated record.